Messenger RNA from Staurois parvus, 1098 nucleotides. NCBI's taxonomy places the organism in Eukaryota, Metazoa, Chordata, Amphibia, Anura, Ranidae. The record is from the annotation of a GenBank genome assembly.
AUGGGGGGCGGAGACUUGAAUCUGAAGAAGAGCUGGCACCCCCAGACGCUCCGCAAUGUGGAGAAGGUGUGGAAAGCUGAGCAGAGACAUGAUGCGGAACAGAAGAAGAUCGAGGAGCUGCAGCGGGAGCUCCGGGAGGAGCGGGCCCGGGAGGAGAUGCAGAAAUACGCAGAGGAUACCGGAGCCGUGAAAAAAAAAGAAGAAAAGCUGGACUGGAUGUACCAAGGGCCGGCGGGAAUGGUGAACCGAGAGGAGUACCUCCUGGGGCGGCCGGUGGACAAGUUCAUCCUGGACAAAAUGCAGGACCCGGAAUCGGGGCCGUCCCAGGAGACCGGGCUCCUCCCGGGAUCCAUAUUCAGCAACCCCGGGGCCACUUCCGCCUUGGACAUGUCCAACAAGAUCCGUGAGGAUCCGCUCUUCAUGAUCAGGAAACGGGAGGAUGAGAAGAAGAGGGAGGUCCUGAAUAAUCCGGUAAAAAUGAAGAAGAUUCGAGAAAUGCUGCAGAGCAGCUUGGAGAAGAAGAGCAAGAAGAAGAAAAAGAAGAAGCAGAAGGAGAGGAGGUCCAGCUCUAGCGGCAGCGACGAGGAGAGCGGCGAGGAGCGCAGGUCUCACAAGCAUAGACCACGCUCUGCAGCUCGCCAGAAGGUUCCGGGAUAUGGGCUGCAGGUUCCGGAGCGUGCUAAAAGCUAUAGGGAAGAGGCGCCGCGCAGGGAGCGCUCGAGAAGUCGGGAUCGGGACCGAAGUCAUCAAUCCAAGUCCAGGAGAAGUCCUUCCCCAAAGAAAGAAGAGAAGUACCGAAGACAGAAGGCGUCCGGCUACACCAGGAAGAUGUCCGCCGAGGAGCUGGAGCGGCGCAGGUUGGAGAUGAUGCAGGACGCCAAGCACAGGGAGUCGGAGAGAGAGAACGCCGUGCGCAGAUACAAGCAGGAGGACGAGCGAGACGAAAAGAGUGAUCACGGAAGGAAGGACGGCAAGUUCAUCCACGACAUGAAGCUGGCGAGCGCCGCUUCCUCCUCGGUGGAGGACCGGGUCAAACGCAACAUUCACGGGAUUCAGCGCACCGCCUCCGCGCUGGAGAAGAACUUCAUGAGAAGGUGA